AGUCGGGACUCGGUGUGGUACGCGAACGUGCCGCACAAGGAGUUAACGGUGGAGAAGAAGAUGCAGAAUUGGGUCCAUUUCAAUGGAGACAGAUUCCGAUUCCCCGGUGGAGGAACGAUGUUUCCGCGUGGAGCUAACGCUUACAUUGAUGAGAUUGCGAAGCUGAUUAAGCUUCGAGAUGGGUCCAUCAGAACCGCCAUUGAUACGGGUUGUGGGGUUGCAAGUUUUGGAGCAUAUCUUUUGUCCCGUGACAUAUUAACAGUGUCAUUUGCACCAAGAGACACACAUGAGGCACAGGUUCAAUUUGCAUUGGAACGAGGUGUCCCUGCUUUGAUUGGAGUCAUUGCCUCAAAAAGACUUCCAUACCCUUCAAGAGCCUUUGACAUUGCUCAUUGCUCACGUUGCCUUAUUCCUUGGGGCCAGUUUGAUGGAAUAUACUUAACUGAAGUGGAUAGAGUGUUGCGUCCUGGUGGGUAUUGGAUCCUAUCAGGACCACCAAUAAACUAUGCUAAACACUGGAGAGGGUGGGAGAGGACACGUCAGAGCCUCAAAGAUGAACAAGAUUCCAUUGAAGAAGUUGCUAAGAGUCUUUGUUGGAAGAAACUUGUUGAGAGAGGUGAUCUUGCUAUUUGGCAGAAACCCACCAAUCAUGUUCAUUGCAAGAUGCAGAGAAAAAUCUUCAAGAAUGGUAAACCCUUCUGCCAGGCACAGGAUCCAGAUGCAGCAUGGUACACAAAAUUGGACACCUGCUUAACCCCACUACCUGAUGUAAACGACAUAAAAGAAGUUGCUGGUGGAAAAUUACCAAAAUGGCCCCAGAGGCUAACCUCAAUUCCACCAAGGAUAAGCAGUGGAAGUUUGGAAGGAAUAAGUGGUGAGAUGUUCAAAGAGGACACUGAAUUAUGGAAAAGGAGAGUUGCAUAUUACAAGAAACUUGAUCACCAGCUAGCAGAGAAAGGGAGGUACAGAAAUGUGCUUGAUAUGAACUCUUACUUGGGUGGAUUUGCAGCUGCACUUGUUGAUGAUCCUGUUUGGGUCAUGAAUGUUGUUCCUGUUGAGGCUGAAAUUAACACUCUUGGUGCCAUUUAUGAACGUGGAUUGAUUGGAACCUAUCAAAACUGGUGUGAAGCCAUGUCUACCUACCCAAGAACUUAUGACUUCAUUCAUGGUGAUUCAGUGUUUAGCCUCUAUCAAAACAGAUGCAACAUGGAGCAGAUUCUGUUAGAGAUGGAUAGGAUUUUGAGGCCACAAGGUGGUGUCGUAUUGCGUGAUGAUGUUGAUGUGUUGACCAAGGUGAAGAGCUUUGCAGAUGCAAUCCAAUGGGAAAGUAGAAUCACUGACCAUGAAGAUGGACCUUACAACAGACAAAAGAUUUUUGUAGCAAUUAAAGAAUAUUGGACUGCACCACCACCACAAAACCAAGAUCAAGACAUAAAAUAGUUUUAAUAUCAUAUCUGGAUUAUUCAAGAUUAGUCUCUUUCUUUUUUUGUGGCAAAAUUUUUCUCAAGAAUUCAAUUCUUCCUAACACCAAUUUGUAAUUUGUGGCAGUAGCGGAAAAUGUUAGUGAUGUUAUGUUGUAACUUGUAACUAAAAGAGGUCAUUAACAAUUGGCAUUCUAGUGGAAUUAAAGAAAUAAAUAUUCAAUAGAAAAUAAGAAAAAUGUUUUAUAUUACUUAUUUUAG
This is a messenger RNA of Arachis ipaensis, 1682 nucleotides long. Its product is annotated as putative methyltransferase PMT15. The record is from RefSeq and is a predicted model, not a curated record. Gene Ontology annotation, cellular component: trans-Golgi network; endosome; cytoplasm. Lineage: Eukaryota; Viridiplantae; Streptophyta; Magnoliopsida; Fabales; Fabaceae. Gene Ontology annotation, molecular function: methyltransferase activity.